This is a messenger RNA of Apis dorsata (giant honeybee), 1198 nucleotides long. RefSeq names its product viral IAP-associated factor homolog (gene viaf). Gene Ontology annotation, biological process: protein folding. The coding region runs from base 284 to 997 and encodes 237 amino acids. NCBI's taxonomy places the organism in Eukaryota, Metazoa, Arthropoda, Insecta, Hymenoptera, Apidae. Gene Ontology annotation, cellular component: cytoplasm. The transcript has 5 exons. The record is from RefSeq and is a predicted model, not a curated record.
AAAAUAUGGUCAUUAUAGAGGCGUUACUAACAAUAUAGUUUUUAAAAUAGAAUGAGAUUCGAACGUGAAUGCGUCAUUCAUGAUACUAUAAAUGCAUGUAAGCCAGAAACAGGAAUACAGCUGUUACGUAUAUAUUGUGAAAUAUGAUCAGCUGUCGGUCACAAUUAUUCAAAUAUUAGAAGCGCAUUUCGUUAAUUAAAAACCUCGAUUCUAUUAAUUAAUCAAUUUUCAUAUUGAAAAUUAUUAUUUCUGCAUAUAAAAUAAUCUUUUAAAUUUUUACAUCAUGCAAGAUCCAAAUGAAGAUACAGAAUGGAAUGACAUUCUCAGAAGAAAAGGAAUUAUACCUGAGAAACCUAAAGAAGUUACAGAAGAACAAAUAGUUGAUAUUGUGGAAAAUACCAUAAAUGAAAAAACUGGACGUGCUCCUAAUGAUUUAGAAAACAAAACAUUGGAUGAAUUGGAUGAAUUAGAGGAUGAAGAAGAUGAAAAAGUUUUAUUAGAAUAUCGGAGAAAAAGAAUAGCAGAAAUGAAAGAAUUAGCUAACAAAUCUAAAUAUGGUGAAGUUAAAGAAAUAUCAGCAGAAGAUUAUGUUCAAGAAGUGAAUAAUGCAGGGGAUGAUAUUUGGGUUAUACUUCAUUUGUAUAAAUCUGGCAUUCCACUUUGCACAUUAAUAAAUCAGCAUUUAAUUAACUUAGCAAAAAAAUUUCCUGCAACCAAAUUUUUGAAAAGUAUUUCUACUACUUGCAUUCCCAACUGGCCAGAUAGCAAUCUUCCUACAAUUUUUAUCUACCAUAAUGGAAAUAUGGUGAAACAAAUUAUUGGACCAAUAGAAUUAAGAGGCAUGAAACUAACUGAAGCAGAACUGGAAUGGAUGUUAGGACAAGCAGAAGCUAUACCAACAAAAAUUACCAAAGAUCCAAAACCAAAAAUCAGAGAUGUAUUAUUUUCUUCAUUAAGACAUGAAAAUGAUGAUGUUGCUGACAGUAAUGAUUGGUAAUUUUAUUUAUGUUGGGCAUUUAAAAAAGCUAAUGUAUUGUCUGAAUACUAUAUAUAAAGUAUUGACUAUUUUAUUUAUUUCAAAAUCACAUAUUUUAUUACACACAAAUUAUUUUUUAUUAUUUAAAAUUUUAUCAUUAUAAAUAAUCAUAUUCUCACAAUAAAAUAUUUUAUUAUCACGUUAUCAAUUUUAAAAUUAUAA